GGAAACGGAGGCGGACCAGGCUCCGCUCCCCAGGUUGGAUGAGCCAAUCAGAGGGCAGCCCGGGUUGCUCGCGUGCCAGGUGUCAUGGCUGCCUGCAGGCUCUGCUGCUCGUGCCUCCGGCUCCGGCCACUGGGCACAGGUCCUCUCCGAGUGCCAGGGCGCUCUCGGGCGCUUACCCCGCUGCAAGUGCGGACACUGUGGGGUGGCCCGGGGUCCCGAUCUGUGGCCGUGGACUUGGGCAGCAGAAAAUUAGAAAUAUCAUCUGGAAAGCUGGCCAGGUUUGCAGAUGGUUCUGCUGUUGUUCAGUCAGGUGACACAGCAGUGAUGGUCACAGCCGUCAGUAAGACAAAACCCUCUUCCACCCAGUUCAUGCCCUUGGUGGUUGACUACAGACAGAAAGCUGCUGCCGCGGGUAGAAUUCCCACAAACUAUCUGCGAAGAGAGAUUGGUUCUUCUGAUAAAGAAAUUCUUACUAGUCGAGUUAUAGAUCGUUCCAUCAGGCCUCUCUUUCCAGCUGGCUAUUUCUAUGAUACACAGGUCCUUUGUAACCUGUUAGCAGUAGAUGGUGUUAAUGAACCUGAUAUCCUAGCCAUUAAUGGUGCUUCUGCAGCCCUGUCAUUAUCAGAUAUUCCUUGGAAUGGACCCAUUGGGGCCGUGCGAAUCGGGAUAAUUGAUGGAGAAUGUGUUGUUAACCCUACACGCAAAGAAAUGUCAGCAAGUACAUUGAACUUGGUGGUUGCUGGAGCACCUCGAAGUCAGAUCGUCAUGUUGGAAGCCUCCGCGGAGAACGUUUUACAGCAGGAUUUUUGCCAUGCGAUCAAAGUAGGAAUGAAGCACACCCAGCAAAUAAUUCAGAGCAUCCAGCAGUUGGUAAAGGAGAUUGGUAUUCCCAAGAGGACACCUCAGAAGUUAUUUAUCCCUUCACCAGAGAUUGUGAAACACACUCAGAAACUUGCCGUGGAAAAACUGUAUGCCGUUUUUACAGAUUAUGAACAUGAUAAAGUUUCCAGAGAUGAAGCUGUGAACAAGAUAAGAUUAGAUACCGAGGAACAACUCAAAGAAAAAUUUCCAGAGGCUGAGCCAUAUGAAAUAAUAGAAUCUUUCAAUGUUGUUUCAAAGGAGGUCUUUAAAAGUAUUGUUUUGAAUGAAUACAAAAGAUGUGAUGGUCGUGAUUUGACUUCACUUAGGGAUAUAAGUUGUGAAGUAGACAUGUUUAAAACUCUUCAUGGAUCAUCGCUAUUUCAAAGGGGACAAACACAGGUGCUUUGUACAGUUACAUUUGAUUCAUUAGAAUCCAGUAUUAAAUCUGAUAGAAUUAUAACCGCUAUAAAUGGAAUAAAAGAUAAGAAUUUCAUGCUGCACUAUGAGUUUCCUCCGUAUGCAACUAAUGAAACUGGCAAAAUUACCGGUGUGAAUAGGAGAGAACUUGGCCAUGGAGCUCUUGCCGAGAAAGCUUUGUAUCCUGUUAUCCCCAAGGAUUUUCCUUUCACCAUAAGAGUUACGUCUGAAGUCCUAGAGUCAAAUGGGUCCUCUUCUAUGGCAUCUGCAUGUGGCGGAAGCUUAGCCUUAAUGGAUGCAGGGGUUCCAAUUUCGUCUGCGGUCGCAGGUGUAGCAGUCGGCUUGGUCACCAAAACUAGUUCUGAUAAAAUGGAAAUAGAAGAUUAUCGUUUGCUGACAGACAUUCUGGGAAUUGAAGAUUACAAUGGCGACAUGGAUUUCAAAAUUGCUGGCACUAGUAAAGGAAUAACUGCCCUGCAGGCUGAUAUUAAAUUACCUGGGAUACCAAUAAAAGUUGUCAUGGAGGCCAUUCAGCAGGCUUCAGUGGCAAAAAAGGAAAUAUUACAGAUUAUGAGCAAAACAAUUGCAAAACCUCGAGCAUCGAGGAAAGAAAAUGGACCUGUUGUAGAAACUGUUCAGGUUCCGUUAUCAAAACGAUCCAAGUUUGUUGGCCCCGGUGGAUAUCAUUUAAAAAAACUUCAGGCUGAAACAGGAGUAACUAUUAGUCAGGUGGAUGAAGAAACAUUUUCUGUAUUUGCACCAACACCUAGUGCCAUGCAUGAAGCCAGAGACUUCAUCACUGAAAUCUGCAAGGAUGAUCAGGAGCAACAGUUAGAGUUUGGAGCAGUGUAUACCGCCACAAUAACAGAAAUCAGAGACACUGGAGUCAUGGUAAAACUAUAUCCAAAUAUGACUGCGGUACUACUCCAUAACACACAGCUUGAUCAGCGAAAGAUUAGACAUCCUACUGCUCUAGGAUUAGAAGUUGGCCAAGAAAUUCAGGUGAAAUAUUUUGGGCGUGAUCCAGCAGACGGACGAAUGAGGCUGUCUCGCAAAGUGCUUCAGUCUCCAGCUACAAAUGUUGUCAAAACUCUAAAUGACAGAAGCAGCAUAGUAAUGGGAGAGCCGGUUUCACAAUCAUCAUCGAACUCUUCUUCCCCAUGA
Messenger RNA from Elephantulus edwardii (Cape elephant shrew), 2442 nucleotides. It is a transcript of the gene PNPT1, whose product is annotated as polyribonucleotide nucleotidyltransferase 1. Gene Ontology annotation, biological process: mitochondrial RNA 3'-end processing; mitochondrial mRNA catabolic process. Gene Ontology annotation, cellular component: cytosol; mitochondrion. The record is from RefSeq and is a predicted model, not a curated record. The transcript is spliced from 28 exons. Bases 85 to 2442 code for a protein of 785 amino acids. Lineage: Eukaryota; Metazoa; Chordata; Mammalia; Macroscelidea; Macroscelididae. Gene Ontology annotation, molecular function: 3'-5'-RNA exonuclease activity; polyribonucleotide nucleotidyltransferase activity; RNA binding.